This is a messenger RNA of Dermatophagoides farinae (American house dust mite), 804 nucleotides long. RefSeq lists its product as uncharacterized. Gene Ontology annotation, biological process: protein peptidyl-prolyl isomerization; protein folding. Gene Ontology annotation, molecular function: peptidyl-prolyl cis-trans isomerase activity; cyclosporin A binding. Gene Ontology annotation, cellular component: cytoplasm; intracellular membrane-bounded organelle. The record is from RefSeq and is a predicted model, not a curated record. Lineage: Eukaryota; Metazoa; Arthropoda; Arachnida; Sarcoptiformes; Pyroglyphidae.
GGUUUGUUGUUGUUAGCCACAUAUGUUUCUAUUUAAUCGUAUAACUUAUCAUCUUUGUUUUAACGAUUAGAAAAUAACUAUACUUUCCAAUGCCUGCAGCCGCAUACCAUUCACAUGUAGCUAUCACAAGUGAAUCAGAUUCUCAUGAUGUAUCGACCAAUAAUUUUAUGUGUUCUUUUCUUAGCAUUUUCAUCGAUUUAUACCAAGGCAUAUGAAGUAAAUGUAACCGAUAAAGUUACAUUCACUAUAGCUAUCGGUAAUGAAACUGCCGGUAAAAUUGUUCUUGGUUUAUUUGGAGAAUUAGCACCUAAAACAGUAGAAAAUUUCGUCACAUUGGCUUCUGAAGAUGGUUAUCAAAGCAAAUCUUAUAAUGGAAGUUUAUUUCAUCGUAUUAUAGCCAAUUUUAUGAUUCAAGGAGGCGAUAUAACUAGUGAAGAUGGAAGCGGAUCGAUAUCGAUUUAUGGUGAAUAUUUUGAUGAUGAAAAUUUCGUUCUCAAUCAUGGCCAACCUGGCCUGAUCAGUAUGGCCAAUGCAGGAAAAAACACAAAUGGUUGUCAAUUUUUCAUCACAUUAGUACCAACACCAUGGUUGGAUGGACAUCAUACCGUGUUUGGCAAAGUUCUUGAUGGAAUGGAUUUUAUUUUUCGAAUCGGUAGUCUACCAACCGAUUCCAAUGAUCGUCCCGUUCAAGACAUUCGAAUAAUUGAUACAAAAACAGAAAAAGUAAAUGUACAGACUACACUUGAAUAGUUGUAUUUUUUUUAUUUUAAUUUGUUAAAAAAAUAUAUCAUUAUUCAUUACUCA